Messenger RNA from Ylistrum balloti, 6560 nucleotides. RefSeq lists its product as uncharacterized. The transcript is spliced from 2 exons. The record is from RefSeq and is a predicted model, not a curated record. The coding region runs from base 4587 to 6560 and encodes 657 amino acids. Lineage: Eukaryota; Metazoa; Mollusca; Bivalvia; Pectinida; Pectinidae.
UUCUCACUUCCUUCCAUGCUAAUUGUUACAAAGAAUCUGCUGUUAUAAUGAGAUUACGUACAUUUCAAAGUGCAGUGUUAAAUCUUGAACUUCUUUAAGUAUAAUUAAGUUAGUUCAGAUUCAAGGGACUAAUGGGGAUUUUGAAGUUACCUCCCCUUUUAUUACAAUAAUCUAGAAAUAAAUAAGUACAUUGAACAUGGGAAACUGAAGUACCUUUUACAUUAUUUCGCACAUGAAUUUUUAAAAUCUAAUUUAUGCCAUUCAAAUGAAAAAGUUAAUUUUGUAAUGAGACGUGUACUCUAUCAGAUAAUAUAUGCCUUCAAUGUUGUGAAAGUUUAUAUAUCUAUAUUUUGUAUUGUUUACAAGCCAAACUGAUGACAAAUAUAUGUAUACAUGAACAUUUGUAUUGUAUAAGACAAAGAGGUGAAGGAGUCCUGUGGGUGGUGCUGGUAGAUAGAUGUAUCAGUAGAGGAGGUGGAUACCUGAGUAUUCUUAUAGAGCUCCAUGGACGAUGGAUAAUAACAGGUAGAUAAAUGAUGGAACAUCAACACAAGGGAUUCUGUGACUUAGUAGAUUUUGUUAGUUGACAUUUAGAUGGCUAAACCAACAAUCAUCAGAUCAAUUUUACAUCAAGAAAAAGGAAAGCUGAAGUGCAAAAUACGGUUCAAAAUAUUGAUUGUUCUAAUCACAUGAUGUGCAAUUGUUUAGAAUUUUACGCUAGUUAGGAUUAUUGAGAGAAAUGAUAUAAAUAAAUGUUUUGUGUUAUUUUCACACCAAGUCAUAUAUUUCGUAUACACUGAACAGACACUGUUCUAUUUCUCAUGUAUGAAGGUAGAUCAUCUAGCCAUUCUGAAGAUUGAGUCCCAAUGGUUCCAGUGUUUUAAGUGUUUCUAUCCACGUUUUUUUUAUUCUGAAUGUUGACGUUGACCUUUGUCAUGGUGACAAUAAUGACUUUAACAUCAUCAAUGUUGUGGUUGUUUGACGUAAAAUGGUGGGACAUGGGUUAUGUUGGUGAAACGACCAUGCAUUCUCAGAAGGACAGAGUUGGAAGUUUGUCCCACAUAUUGUAUACAUAUAUUGCAUUUCUGGCGUGGGAGAUGUAAACUGUUAAAAUAUACAAUGUCACAAAAUCCCUGGUGUUGAUGUUCCAUCCUUCAUCUACUGGUUGUUUAGUAUGUAUGAUGUAAUGUUACCCGGUCUAUAUACAAGGAAAAUAGCCCAUGUGUUUAGAGACAACUACAUACAAAAUACAAUGUUCACAAGAAAAAUCAGAGUUGUGCACAUUGAUCAGGAAAGACAACAUGUGAAAAAUUGUUCAGGCAAUUCUUAUACUUCAUAUCAAAUAGAAAGAAAUUGAAGUUUUGUCACACUAUUUAUUUUUUUCUGCCAAUACUCUAGAAAACAUUGCUUUUCCAUGUUUUCUCUUGUAUCUAGGACUGAAUAUUUACGUCCAAAUAGGAUCAGGAAAUAUUUAGUGUCCUGUCUUGACAUCACAAUAGGUCAUACUUCAUGACAUGUGUAUGGACUGGAUUACAGGAAAUUAUCAUCAUCACUUACAAAAGAUUGUGAUCCUGUUAGAAGACAUAGGAUUGUAAUCCUGGAUGCAUGUGUAGGUAGAAGAUGGAAAAUCAUGUGGAAAACAGAUCCAUGUAACAGUAAUGUUCCAGGCCUACAGAUCCAGUAUAAACACCCGGUAGAAAUGUUUUAUAUACCUGGUAAAUAAGUGAUAGAUGUGCUAUUGAUUUACAUUGUAUCUGAAAUAUAGACACUAUAAAGAUGAUUUCCUUGUGUAUGUUUGAUGUGACAUAAUAUAGUGUGUAUUGAUGAUGGUCACCUGACUUUUCUUCAGGUUUAAAUUGAUAUUGUGUGUGUGUGUGUGUGCGCGCGCAUGUGUGCGUGUGCGUGCGCAUGCGCGUGCGUGUGUGUGAGAGAGAGAUAUAUAUAAUAUGAAACAGAAGUAAAUAAGUGUUAUCUAACAAAUUUAUCAAAUACUUAAUAUAGAUGUUAAACAUUUCAGGUACUGUCAUAGCAAUGGUGUUUUGCUAUUAAACUUUGGAUGGAAGCACUGGGCAUAUCAACUAGUUAAUAACACUAGAAAAGUCCAUUUGACAAGGAGACCUAGAAAGAAAGAAAUAUCUAUCUAGGUUUCUGUUCACCAUUCUCAAUCUAGGUUUCUGUCCAUUCUCAAUCUAGGUUUCUGUUCACCAUUCUCAAUCUAGAUUUCUGUUCACCAUUCUCUAUCUAGAUUUCUGUUCACCAUUCUCUAUCUAUAUUUCUGUUCACCAUUCUCUAUCUAGGUUUCUGUUCACCAUUCUCUAUCUAGGUUUCUGUUCACCAUUCUCUAUCUAGGUUUCUGUUCACCAUUCUCUAUCUAGGUUUCUGUUCACCAUUCUCUAUCUAGGUUUCUGUUCACCAUUCUCUAUCUAGGAUUCUGUUCACCAUUCUCUAUCUAUAUUUCUGUUCACCAUUCUCUAUCUAGGUUUCUGUUCACCAUUCUCUAUCUAGGUUUCUGUUCACCAUUCUCUAUCUAUAUUUCUGUUCACCAUUCUCUAUCUAGGUUUCUGUUCACCAUUCUCUAUCUAUAUUUCUGUUCACCAUUCUCUAUCUAGGUUUCUGUUCACCAUUCUCUAUCUAGGUUUCUGUUCACCAUUCUCUAUCUAUAUUUCUGUUCACCAUUCUCUAUCUAGGUUUCUGUUCACCAUUCUCUAUCUAUAUUUCUGUUCACCAUUCUCUAUCUAGGUUUCUGUUCACCAUUCUCUAUCUAUAUUUCUGUUCACCAUUCUCUAUCUAGGUUUCUGUUCACCAUUCUCUAUCUAGGUUUCUGUUCACCAUUCUCUAUCUAUAUUUCUGUUCACCAUUCUCUAUCUAGGUUUCUGUUCACCAUUCUCUAUCUAUAUUUCUGUUCACCAUUCUCUAUCUAGGUUUCUGUUCACCAUUCUCUAUCUAUAUUUCUGUUCACCAUUCUCUAUCUAUAUUUCUGUUCACCAUUCUCUAUCUAUAUUUCUGUUCACCAUUCUCUAUCUAGGUUUCUGUUCACCAUUCUCUAUCUAGGUUUCUGUUCACCAUUCUCUAUCUAGGUUUCUGUUCACCAUUCUCUAUCUAUAUUUCUGUUCACCAUUCUCUAUCUAGGUUUCUGUUCACCAUUCUCUAUCUAUAUUUCUGUUCACCAUUCUCUAUCUAGGUUUCUGUUCACCAUUCUCUAUCUAGGUUUCUGUUCACCAUUCUCUAUCUAGGUUUCUGUUCACCAUUCUCUAUCUAGGUUUCUGUUCACCAUUCUCUAUCUAGGUUUCUGUUCACCAUUCUCUAUCUAGGUUUCUGUUCACCAUUCUCUAUCUAGGUUUCUGUUCACCAUUCUCUAUCUAGGUUUCUGUUCACCAUUCUCUAUCUAUAUUUCUGUUCACCAUUCUCUAUCUAGGUUUCUGUUCACCAUUCUCUAUCUAUAUUUCUGUUCACCAUUCUCUAUCUAGGUUUCUGUUCACCAUUCUCUAUCUAUAUUUCUGUUCACCAUUCUCUAUCUAGGUUUCUGUUCACCAUUCUCUAUCUAGGUUUCUGUUCACCAUUCUCUAUCUAGGUUUCUGUUCACCAUUCUCUAUCUAUAUUUCUGUUCACCAUUCUCUAUCUAGGUUUCUGUUCACCAUUCUCUAUCUAGGUUUCUGUUCACCAUUCUCUAUCUAGGUUUCUGUUCACCAUUCUCUAUCUAGGUUUCUGUUCACCAUUCUCUAUCUAUAUUUCUGUUCACCAUUCUCUAUCUAGGUUUCUGUUCACCAUUCUCUAUCUAUAUUUCUGUUCACCAUUCUCUAUCUAGGUUUCUGUUCACCAUUCUCUAUCUAUAUUUCUGUUCACCAUUCUCUAUCUAGGUUUCUGUUCACCAUUCUCUAUCUAGGUUUCUGUUCACCAUUCUCUAUCUAUAUUUCUGUUCACCAUUCUCUAUCUAUAUUUCUGUUCACCAUUCUCUAUCUAGGUUUCUGUUCACCAUUCUCUAUCUAUAUUUCUGUUCACCAUUCUCUAUCUAGGUUUCUGUUCACCAUUCUCUAUCUAUAUUUCUGUUCACCAUUCUCUAUCUAGGUUUCUGUUCACCAUUCUCUAUCUAGGUUUCUGUUCACCAUUCUCUAUCUAGGUUUCUGUUCACCAUUCUCUAUCUAGAUUUCUGUUCACCAUUCUCUAUCUAUAUUUCUGUUCACCAUUCUCUAUCUAGGUUUCUGUUCACCAUUCUCUAUCUAGGUUUCUGUUCACCAUUCUCUAUCUAGGUUUCUGUUCACCAUUCUCUAUCUAUAUUUCUGUUCACCAUUCUCUAUCUAGGUUUCUGUUCAAUAUUAUCAAGUCAGUUCAUGUUCUGAUUGUGGUAAAUACUUUGACUACAAAUUACUAAGGAUUGAGGAAAAUUGCAUUCCCUGUGUUAUAUAAUGAUGUUCUUCUUAGGUGUUGAAAUAUUCCUUGAGCAUAUGGGUUGAAAUAAUUUAGAUAUUGGUUAUAAGUCCUUGGUAUGCUUGAAACAUUAGAUUGGCUGUGCUAAAGUUCAUUGAAUUUAAUUUAUUGAAGCAUUUGUGGCAGGUGAAAAAAAUAGAGUAUAGCAGCUUCAUGAGAGAAUGCUGUGUUGUAUCAAUGUGAGUACUGUAAAGCUUCAUGAGAGAAUGCUGUGUAGUAACAAUGUGAGUACAGUAAAGCUUCAUGAGAGAAUGCUGUGUUGUAACAAUUUGAGUACAGUAAAGCUUCAUGAGAGAAUGCUGUGUUGUAACAAUGUGAGUACAGUAAGUCUUCAUGAGAGAAUGCUGUGUUGUAACAUUGUGAGUACAGUAAAGCUUCGUGAGAGAAUGCUGUGUUGUCACAUUACCAGCACAGUAAAUCUUCAUGAGAGAAUGCUGUGUUGUAACAAUGUGAGAACAGUAAGGCUUCAUGAGAGAAUGCUGUGUUGUAACAUUGUGAGUACAGUAAAGCUUCGUGAGAGAAUGCUGUGUUGUCACAUUACCAGCACAGUAAAGCUUCAUGAGAGAAUGCUGUGUUGUAACAAUGUGAGAACAGUAAGGCUUCAUGAGAGAAUGCUGUGUUGUAACAUUGUGAGUACAGUAGAGCUUCAUGAGAGAAUGCUGUGUUGUCACAUUACCAGCACAGUAAAGCUUCAUGAGAGAAUGCUGUGUUGUCACAUUACCAGCACAGUAAAGCUUCAUGAGAGAAUGCUGUGUUGUAACAAUGUGAGAACAGUAAGGCUUCAUGAGAGAAUGCUGUGUUGUAACAUUGUGAGUACAGUAGAGCUUCGUGAGAGAAUGCUGUGUUGUCACAUUACCAGCACAGUAAAGCUUCAUGAGAGAAUGCUGUGUUGUAACAAUGUGAGAACAGUAAGGCUUCAUGAGAGAAUGCUGUGUUGUAACAUUGUGAGUACAGUAGAGCUUCGUGAGAGAAUGCUGUGUUGUAACAUUGUGAGUACAGUAGAGCUUCGUGAGAGAAUGCUGUGUUGUCACAUUACCAGCACAGUAAAGCUUCAUGAGAGAAUGCUGUGUUGUAACAAUGUGAGAACAGUAAGGCUUCAUGAGAGAAUGCUGUGUUGUAACAUUGUGAGUACAGUAGAGCUUCAUGAGAGAAUGCUGUGUUGUCACAUUACCAGCACAGUAAAGCUUCAUGAGAGAAUGCUGUGUUGUCACAUUACCAGCACAGUAAAGCUUCAUGAGAGAAUGCUGUGUUGUAACAAUGUGAGAACAGUAAGGCUUCAUGAGAGAAUGCUGUGUUGUAACAUUGUGAGUACAGUAGAGCUUCGUGAGAGAAUGCUGUGUUGUCACAUUACCAGCACAGUAAAGCUUCAUGAGAGAAUGCUGUGUUGUAACAAUGUGAGAACAGUAAGGCUUCAUGAGAGAAUGCUGUGUUGUAACAUUGUGAGUACAGUAGAGCUUCGUGAGAGAAUGCUGUGUUGUAACAUUGUGAGUACAGUAGAGCUUCGUGAGAGAAUGCUGUGUUGUCACAUUACCAGCACAGUAAAGCUUCAUGAGAGAAUGCUGUGUUGUAACAAUGUGAGAACAGUAAGGCUUCAUGAGAGAAUGCUGUGUUGUAACAUUGUGAGUACAGUAGAGCUUCGUGAGAGAAUGCUGUGUUGUAACAUUGUGAGUACAGUAGAGCUUCGUGAGAGAAUGCUGUGUUGUCACAUUACCAGCACAGUAAAGCUUCAUGAGAGAAUGCUGUGUUGUAACAUUGUGAGUACAGUAGAGCUUCGUGAGAGAAUGCUGUGUUGUAACAUUGUGAGUACAGUAGAGCUUCGUGAGAGAAUGCUGUGUUGUAACAUUGUGAGUACAGUAGAGCUUCGUGAGAGAAUGCUGUGUUGUCACAUUACCAGCACAGUAAAGCUUCAUGAGAGAAUGCUGUGUUGUAACAAUGUGAGAACAGUAAGGCUUCAUGAGAGAAUGCUGUGUUGUAACAUUGUGAGUACAGUAGAGCUUCGUGAGAGAAUGCUGUGUUGUCACAUUACCAGCACAGUAAAGCUUCAUGAGAGAAUGCUGUGUUGUAACAAUGUGAGAACAGUAAGGCUUCAUGAGAGAAUGCUUUGUUUGAUAUGGCAGCUUAGUAGAGAUCUCUAA